AAAUAAUUCGACCGCGCUCCGAGUACUGUCGUCAUAAAACUAUCAAUCCAAUACCGAAGGAUUCGAAGCCCUAAAUCAGCAGAAUAAGCCAUUCUCGUCGUGGAAUUGAGGCUCAACUCAUUACUGAGCAAUACUUAACAAACCCACACACCCUUCGGACCCAGAUCGACCAUGGAUCUCGUCUCGUCCAUCCGCAAAGAAGGCUCCCGCGGCGGCGUCGACUUCAAAUGGUCCGACGUCGAGUCCUCGACUCGGCGCGAAAACUACCUGGGCCACUCGCUCAUGGCUCCUGUAGGUCGGUGGCAGAAGAACCGCGACUUAAACUGGUACGCCAAGGCCGACGACGCUAUGGCGGAAGACGGAGAGACGGAGGAGGAGAAGAAGCAGAGGCUGAGGAAGGAGGAGAUCAAGGCGAUUAAGGAGGCUGAGGAGGAUGCCCUUGCUCGCGCCCUGGGAUUGCCGGUGAAGGAGAGAGUUAGCGAUGCGAAUGCCACGCCUGUUGGACAGCGGGAAAUAAGCAAGGCGGUGCAGGAUGUUGAGCCUGGAGACCAGGAGACGGAGGGGCAGGGGAGGUUUGGAGGAUUUGUUGGUGCCGUUGGUGAUAAUGACCAGAAACUCGUGUUGGAUGAAGGAUUGGAAGGGGAGGCACCUAGCGGCUUGGCCGUGGCGGACGAACGCAAAUCCAGGCGUGGUGAUGAUAGGGGUCACAGAAGGCCCAGGCCCAGGCAUCGCCAUCACCACAGUCAGAGAGAUAGGCCCCGUUCAAGUUCAAGAGGCUAUCGUCACGAGCGGAGUGACAGGUAUCGGCAUCGGGAUAAAACAGAAAGGAGCAGGAGUCCGGAUAGACGGGGCGAUGGAGAUAGAGAAUCACAGAGAGUCCGGAAAUCGAGUCAGGAAAGGAGGAGCAGCAGGGAUAGGGGCCACAGCAGAGAACGGAGACGACGAGAGAGGAGUCCAGAUAAUAGGCAGAGGGAUCGCAGUCGGAACAGGAGUCACAGCAGAGAAAGGAGGAGGAGAGAGCGAAGCCCGGACACCAGGCCGAGAGAAAGGAGGGGCAGGGAUGGGGAGUGAGGGGGCAGCUAAAUUGAAUGGAUUUGGAAUUAGACUGUGGUUGAGGAUGGUCAGAGAAAUCACGCGGUGAUGCAGCACAUAGGAGAGUUGUUCUGUCAAUAUAAUGAAA
Pseudogymnoascus destructans is the source of this 1180-nucleotide messenger RNA. RefSeq lists its product as uncharacterized. Bases 172 to 1071 code for a protein of 299 amino acids. The record is from RefSeq and is a predicted model, not a curated record. The transcript has a single exon. NCBI's taxonomy places the organism in Eukaryota, Fungi, Ascomycota, Leotiomycetes, Thelebolales, Thelebolaceae.